AUGAGCGCAGAGGAAGUGAGCAUUGUGAGAGUGGGCGCGGGCAGCUUUGCUACUGCAUAUGUCUGGCAGAGCUACAAUUCUGUGGUGCUCAAGAAGGUGGCAGAACCGUUGCAGAAUGACGUGUUGCUCCGGGAGUACAACCGUCUGCAGGCUUUGUAUCCCCAGGUUGGAAACGAGCUGCUUUUCAAGGUCCCAAAAGCAAUGGAGCACUUUCCCAGCUACAGCUUCUUUCCCGCCGGUUUUAAGGACAACAAGCAGAGCUUCGUGGCAAGGAUCUACCUGGGAAAGGACUGCACAGAGCCAAAGCGCUUCUUCAACCCUCUGAACUUCCCCCUUGAUGCAAACCGGUUAUCGCAACUAGAGGUGGGGGUUCCAAUCGCGGAGAUUGCGCGGGAUAUGGGGCGGCUGCUGUCAAGGAUCCAUUUCAAAGCUGGAUUCGACGGUAGGGACAUUGAGUUCGUUCUGGGAGGACACCAGAGCAACCCCCUCCGAAAGAUUGGGUUUUACUGCUUUGACUUCAACCAGCUCCGGACUUGGAAGUCGGCUCAGGACUUGGUCGAUAGUUUCCUGGCAAAUGAUCCUUACUAUCCAAGGCCCGGCCACGAAUACUGGGACGACUUCCGGACAGGGUAUCUGCUGGAAGCCGCAAACGGCGAGAAGGACACAGAGAUUGCUGAGGAAGUACUUUCUCUGCUAGUGUCUCGAUUGAAGCAAUAAGGAGAGACCGCCGCUUUACUUUCCUCAACUUAGUCUGAGAGCUUCACUUUUGUGCACUUUCAGUCGUCGAACAUGCCGGCCCUAGACGCUUUGCCGCUUAUCAAGUAGUGCGUGUCUUUCGCAAAUGACUCCGGCCGUAUCUCAUCCUCCUUUCCCUUUUGCGACAAAUUCAGAGAUAUAAAUGAGAACAUGGG
This is a messenger RNA of Klebsormidium nitens, 911 nucleotides long. The record is from the annotation of a GenBank genome assembly. NCBI's taxonomy places the organism in Eukaryota, Viridiplantae, Streptophyta, Klebsormidiophyceae, Klebsormidiales, Klebsormidiaceae.